AAACAAAAACACAUUUAGACAGCUAAGAGUUUUUAUUGCAAAAGCCAAAGCUUGAAACAGAUAUCUUUCAGUCUUCACGUUACAAUGUACUUGUAUUUAAAAAACCAUCUCGACCACAAACUGACAAAAUACGUACAUAUUACCGUAUUUUUAUACCUUCUUCUUCGUCUUCUUCAAUCUCUUAAUAGACACAAAGAUAACAACACCAAAACCCUUCUCAUUCUUUCUCAAUGUUUCCUCUUAUCUUUCUCUCUCUCUUCCUCCUCCCGCCGGCGAAUCUUGCCGCCGUGAGUAAUGACCACAAGUACUUAAAGCUUCCAUUGUUACGCAAAUCUCCGUUUCCUUCUCCGACGCAAGCUUUGGCUCUAGACACUCGCCGUCUCCAUUUCCUCGCUCUUCGCCGUAAACCUAUCCCGUUCGUCAAAUCUCCGGUCGUCUCCGGCGCAGCUUCCGGGUCGGGUCAAUAUUUCGUGGAUCUUCGAAUCGGACAACCGCCUCAGUCGUUACUUCUGAUCGCUGAUACAGGAAGUGAUCUAGUUUGGGUGAAAUGUUCAGCUUGUCGGAACUGUUCACAUCAUUCUCCGGCCACCGUCUUCUUCCCUCGCCACUCGUCGACAUUUUCUCCCGCUCAUUGCUACGACCCGGUUUGCCGUUUAGUACCUCAACCGAGUCGGGCUCCGAAAUGUAACCAUACCCGGAUCCAUUCCACGUGUCAUUACGAGUAUGGUUAUGCAGACGGUUCAUUAACUUCCGGUUUAUUCGGUAGAGAAACGACGUCGUUGAAAACUAGCUCUGGGAAAGAAGCGAAGUUAAAAAACGUGGCUUUCGGAUGCGGGUUUCGGAUCUCGGGUCAAUCCGUAUCGGGUGCGAGUUUUAACGGAGCUCAUGGAGUAAUGGGCUUGGGCCGUGGGCCUAUUUCUUUUGCUUCUCAGUUGGGUCGUCGUUUCGGUAACAAGUUUUCGUAUUGCUUAAUGGAUUACACUCUCUCUCCGCCUCCGACGAGUUACCUCAUCAUCGGAGACGGCGGCGGAGGAGAACGAAUCAACGCCGUUUCGAAGCUUCUCUUCACUCCGUUGCUAACGAAUCCGUUCUCUCCGACGUUUUACUACGCUAAAUUGAAAUCGAUCUCCGUUAACGGUGCGAAACUACGAAUCGAUCCUUCGGUUUGGGAAAUCGACGAUUCAGGUAACGGCGGAACCGUCGUGGACUCCGGCACAUCCUUAUCGUUUUUAGCCGAUCCGGCGUAUCGAUUGGUUUUAGCGGCGUUUCGAAGACGGAUCAAGCUCCCGAACGCCGAUGAACUGCCUCCGGGAUUUGAUCUGUGUUUUAACAUCUCCGGCGUUUCAAAGCCGGAGAAGUUCUAUCCGAGGUUGAAAUUCGAAUUCUCCGGUGGUGCUGUGUUCGUUCCGCCGCCGAGGAAUUAUUUCACUGAUACGGAGGAGCAGAUUCAGUGUCUGGCGAUUCAAUCGGUAAAUCCAAAAGAUGGAUUCUCGGUGAUCGGGAAUUUGAUGCAGCAAGGUUUCUUGUUUGAAUUCGAUAGAGAUAGAUCACGGUUAGGUUUUUCUCGCCGUGGUUGUGCUCUGCCGUGAUCGAAUUUUUUCCACCGGAAUAUUCUGUUUCGAUUCGCUGAAAGAUUCUUUUUUUUUUCUUCGUGUUUUGCGUUUUUUUUUUUGGUGCUCUGGGAAGUUCGAAAACUUGGGUGACGGUUCACUGUUACCGAAGAUAGAAAUAAAAUAAAAUAAUAUUUUUUGGAGUUUGUAAUAUUUCGAUUUCAAUAUUUAAAGAGUAACACUGUAACCAAAAGCAUGUGUAAAAAAUAGAAUAAACAUGAAAUGUUUUAUUAUACUA
This is a messenger RNA of Capsella rubella, 1848 nucleotides long. RefSeq names its product aspartyl protease family protein 2. Lineage: Eukaryota; Viridiplantae; Streptophyta; Magnoliopsida; Brassicales; Brassicaceae. Gene Ontology annotation, biological process: proteolysis. Gene Ontology annotation, molecular function: aspartic-type endopeptidase activity. The transcript has a single exon. Bases 231 to 1589 code for a protein of 452 amino acids. The record is from RefSeq and is a predicted model, not a curated record.